Messenger RNA from Aspergillus thermomutatus, 225 nucleotides. RefSeq lists its product as uncharacterized. The coding region runs from base 1 to 225 and encodes 74 amino acids. The record is from RefSeq and is a predicted model, not a curated record. NCBI's taxonomy places the organism in Eukaryota, Fungi, Ascomycota, Eurotiomycetes, Eurotiales, Aspergillaceae. The transcript has a single exon.
AUGAUGCCAUCCCAUAUGCGCACACCCGAAGAAGACGUUGAUAAAUUCCCUUGGGGAAAACCGGCCCAGAAACUCUACGAUGCUCUCCAAAAAACGGACCAGUUCGACAACGACACCCUAUACACCAUCCAGAAUCGGACUUUGCUGAAAGAACUUGAAGAUUGGUAUUUCCGCCAGGAAAAACAAGACCGUGAGAACCUUGCGGACAGGGACGGUAGGACCUAA